AUGGAGAAGCUACCUAUCCAUACUGCGGAGACCCGGGAGGUCGACGACUCGGCCACAACGCGGUCGCCCCCUCGCCAGGCGGUCUUCUUAAGGCGUCUCAUUAUUGGCCUUUGCCUCAUCGUCGGAUAUUACAUCGUCAGCCGCGCCCCCGCCAACACACUGCGUGUUUUCGCACCCUGCCGCCAUCAUAAAUCCCCGGAAGCGGUCUCCUUCGAGGGAGGUUACGGCUUUGAUCUCGCUCAUGACCUGGGAAUGUCACCCGAGAGUGCUCGGCACUCUACAGGCGCGUCCGAUGACUCAAAAAAGGUCCCCUUUGAGGCCCACAUCAUGAGCAAAUGCCCAGAUGCCCAGGCCUGCCUGCGCCAGCUUGUGAUUCCUACUAUGGAGCAAGUCUACGACAAAGUAGACUUCCAGCUUUCUUUUAUUGCAAAUGUCUCCAAAGAAAGCCACGAAAUCGAGUGCAUGCAUGGUCCAGGCGAAUGCAUCGGAAACAUGCUGAUGCUCUGCGCAGCCAACCUCCCUUUUCCGCCCACAAGCGACCAAUCUUUGCUUCCUCAGUCGUACCCCCGUACCCCCAUCGUGCGGUCCCUCGGCUUUGCAAACUGCCUUACUACGGAUUACCAGCGUAUCCCUGACCGCAACUUUGUUCAGAAUUGCGCAUUGGAGCACGGUAUUGACUUUGAGGCCUUGAACACUUGCGCUAGCCAACAAGAUGAUAAUACUGGGGGCGGCCUGGCACUUCUCCGACAGAGUGCCCUUCGCGGAGAGGAGCUUGGAGUCAAGACCAGCUGUACCAUUAGAGUGAAUGAGACUGUCUGGUGCGUCCACGACAAUAACCAGUGGAAAGACUGUGCAAAGAAUGGCGACAACCCGAAGGUUUUGGCUGAGGAGAUUAGGCGUCUCUGGAAGGAGAAUAACGACGGUCGUUGA
This is a messenger RNA of Penicillium chermesinum, 930 nucleotides long. RefSeq names its product GILT family protein. Bases 1 to 930 code for a protein of 309 amino acids. The record is from RefSeq and is a predicted model, not a curated record. NCBI's taxonomy places the organism in Eukaryota, Fungi, Ascomycota, Eurotiomycetes, Eurotiales, Aspergillaceae. The transcript has 3 exons. Gene Ontology annotation, molecular function: oxidoreductase activity, acting on a sulfur group of donors, disulfide as acceptor.